CCUCUAAGCACUUAUAAAUUCCUCAAUAAUUUAUUUUUUUCUCUAAAGAAAAAUGGGUGAAAGAUUGCGUUUAGCAGUUGGAGUAAUGGGGAAUGUCGCCUCCAUGUUGCUCUAUGCUGCACCAAUGCUUACAUUUUCUCGAGUUAUGAAGAAGAAGAAUAUUGAAGGAUUUUCAUGUGUACCUUACGUACUAGCAUUAUUCAAUUGUUGUCUCUACACAUGGUAUGGGUUACCAAUAGUAAGUUAUAAAUGGGAAGAUUUCCCAGUGGUUACUAUAAAUGGAAUUGGGAUACUUUUGGAGAUCUCAUUUAUUCUCAUUUAUUUCUGGUUUUCUUCAACUAAAGGAAAGGCAAGUUAUAUAUAUGUGUGA
Molecule: messenger RNA, 370 nt
Organism: Solanum tuberosum (potato)
Lineage: Eukaryota; Viridiplantae; Streptophyta; Magnoliopsida; Solanales; Solanaceae
Product: bidirectional sugar transporter SWEET3
Exons: 3
Coding region: 53-370 (105 amino acids)
Biological process (GO): carbohydrate transport
Cellular component (GO): membrane
Molecular function (GO): sugar transmembrane transporter activity
Source: RefSeq, a predicted model, not a curated record